CUGGGGGAGGACGGUGGCCCGUGAGGCUCGUCGCAGACAAUGUGGCGGUGAUGUCCGGGAGCCAGGCGAGUGCCGUGGCGGCAGCGGCGGGGCCUGGCUUCGGCCUCGCUCCGGUUCCUGGGCCGCGGGCCGGCGGCCAGCGCGGGAGCAGCAGCAGAGGCGGAGGCGCCAGCGCAUCUCUCUCCUCCCCUUCGGCCUGAGCCGGGGAAGGCCGGGCGGCUCGGGUGGCUGGAGGAGGUCCGCUGCCCGAGAAUGGGAAUUCUCUUCACCCAGAUAUGGAGACUGUUCAAUCACCAGGAGCACAAAGUUAUCAUUGUUGGGCUGGACAAUGCAGGGAAAACUACCAUCUUUUACCAAUUUUCUAUGAAUGAAGUUGUACAUACAUCUCCUACAAUAGGAAGUAAUGUAGAAGAGAUAGUAAUUAAUAAUAUACGUUUCCUAAUGUGGGAUAUUGGUGGCCAAGAAUCACUUCGUUCUUCAUGGAACACUUACUAUACCAACACAGAGUUCGUAAUAGUUGUUGUGGAUAGUACCGACAGAGAAAGGAUUUCUGUAACCAGAGAACUCUAUAAAAUGUUAGCCCAUGAGGACCUAAGGAAAGCUGGAUUGCUGAUUUUUGCUAAUAAAGAAGAUGUUAAAGAAUGCAUGACUGUAGCAGAAAUCUCCCAGUUUUUGAAACUAACUUCUAUUAAAGAUCACCAGUGGCAUAUCCAGGCAUGCUGUGCUCUUACUGGCGAGGGAUUAUGCCAAGGCCUUGAAUGGAUGAUGUCACGAUUUAAGAUUAGAUGAUCUCUGCUGACCUCUUCCCAUAGACUUUGUAUAAACAAAGUGCUGGACUUCACCUGAAAGCUGCAAAAAUUAAUGGUUUAGAUAUAUUUAUAAUAAACUGAUUUAAACUUUUUUCUAUAAGAAGAAAAAUUAAGACCACUUCUUUGAAAACAAAGAUGAAGUCUCAUCUUCCAAUUCUGCUUUCUCAUUAGUUCCUUCCAAAGCAAGGUCUUAAAGCUGUGAUUGACAUUUUUCUCAUAAUGAAUCCUCUCAGGACAUUGUGUAGACUGUGGUAAGUGCAAAGGGAGAGGAAGACAUUUUUAACUUUAAGAGCUUUAUUAUCAGUAUAACCCUCCCUAGUUGAAUGUUCC
This is a messenger RNA of Manis pentadactyla (Chinese pangolin), 1139 nucleotides long. RefSeq names its product ADP-ribosylation factor-like protein 5A. Gene Ontology annotation, molecular function: GTPase activity; GTP binding. NCBI's taxonomy places the organism in Eukaryota, Metazoa, Chordata, Mammalia, Pholidota, Manidae. Gene Ontology annotation, biological process: intracellular protein transport; protein localization to Golgi membrane; vesicle-mediated transport. The transcript has a single exon. Gene Ontology annotation, cellular component: trans-Golgi network; cytoplasm. The record is from RefSeq and is a predicted model, not a curated record. The coding region runs from base 253 to 789 and encodes 178 amino acids.